This is a messenger RNA of Calypte anna (Anna's hummingbird), 1689 nucleotides long. Its product is annotated as keratin, type II cytoskeletal 80. Gene Ontology annotation, cellular component: keratin filament. Gene Ontology annotation, molecular function: structural constituent of skin epidermis. Gene Ontology annotation, biological process: keratinization; intermediate filament organization. The record is from RefSeq and is a predicted model, not a curated record. Lineage: Eukaryota; Metazoa; Chordata; Aves; Apodiformes; Trochilidae.
AUGACUAACCCUUGCCAAGCCUUCAGCAGUGGCUCCCUCUCCUCCUGGGAGGUGUCAGGGAAGAUGAGCAGGGGAAAGGCAGCGUCUCCGGAUCGCCGGGGCUGCCGCAGUCCCAGCGGGGUUGGCAGCAAAGGCUGCAGCCCCCCCGGCUUCCAUGGGGAGCCUGGAUCCCAGUGCUCCUCUUACCCCUCCUGCUCCAUCGACAGGAGGCUCUUGGCCCCCGUGCACCUGGAUCUCAACCCUGAAUUCCAGGCCAUCCGGCAGCAGGAGAAGGAGGACAUCAAGCUGCUCAACAACCAGUUUGUGACUCUGAUUGAGAAGGUCCAGUGCUUGGAGCAACAGAACAAGGUCCUGACAACAAGGUGGAACUUCCUGAAGGAUCAAGACAAUUCCCAUUCCGAGUCAGACAUCAAGGAUAUCUAUGAUCAGUACAUGAGCAAAAUGAGCCAAGAGAUGAAGGAGCUCAGCUACGAGCAGGAAAAUCUCGAGUCAGAGCUGACAAAGGUCCUGAGCACCAUGGAUAACUUCAGAAGCAAGUACGAGGAUGAAAUCCGUCUGUGUAGUGGCAUGGAAUACACCUUCAUGGAGCUCAAAAAGGAUUUAGACGUGAGCUCCUUGCACAGAACUGAGCUUGAGGUGAAACUCAACGGGCUCCAAGAGCUGAUGGAUUUGAAAAAAACCAUCUACGAGCAGGAACUCGAGGAGCUGCUGACAGAAAUCAAGGACAUUUCUGUUGUCCUGGGAAUUGAUAGUGCUUGCAAACUGGAUAUGAGCAGAAUUGUGGAGGAAGUGAGGGCCCAGUAUGAAGCCCUGGCUCUUCGGAGCUGGGAGGAGGCUGAAGCUCUUACCAGAAGAAAGCUGAAUGAAGGCAGCACCCAGUCAGGUACCUAUGGGGGUACCUUCUCGACAAGCCCCCGGGAGAUCGCGGACUCUGAACAUCGGAUCCAGAAGCUGAGGUCCUGUAUCGUGUCCCAAAAGAGCCAGUGCCUGUAUCUAGAGGAGCACAUCAAAGAAGCAGGGGAGCACGGAGAGAUGGCCCUCAAGGAUGCCAAAGCCAAACUCUCCAACCUGGAAGAAGCCCUACAAAAGACCAAGGAAGAUAUGGCUCACCUGGUGAAAGAGUACCAGGAGCUGAUGAACAUCAAGCUGGCACUGGAUGUGGAGAUCCUCACUUACAGGAAGCUGAUGGAAGGGGAGGAGAGCAGCAUGGAGCAACCAAUCCCCACAGUCAUCAGCACCAUCCACUCCAAGCCAAGGCACCUUUCUGCCAGCACCUUGAAGAACUCCAAGCUUGCACAAGGAACCUGCAGCCCCCAUGGGGAGAUGAAGCCAAAUGGAGGCAGCUCCAGGAGCCACAACUCAGUGAUGCCCCAAGCAGACGGCUUUGCCAGCAGUGCCCAGCCAAAGCUCAACUCCCUGCCCACUGCAAAACUGCUCCUAGGAGGAAUGGAGCCCCCACAGCAUAAGCACAAAGACCUCGUGGCAUCUGUAGCCACACGAGGCCAAAGCACUUUCUCUGGAACUCAAGCCAGCGUCCCAGGGACGAAGGGCCAAUCCGGGGAGGAAUGUGAAACACCUAGGCUUUGCCAGGCCCAUCUCCCCUCCCUAAACCUCCCUACACCCUGCCGACACCCUCCUUACACCUCCUACACCUGCUUCCUCCACCAGGUGCUGGAGCUUUACCUGUAG